AUGAAAUAAUACUUUGGAAACUAUUAUUUACAUAAUAAGUUUAAUUAUAAAAAUUAAAAAUUACUUAAUACAACAACUAAUUAAAUAAAAAAUUUAGAAGAGAAUAUUAAGAAAAUAUUAAAUUAAGAUAAUUAAAAUUAAAUUGAUCCAGGAAUAGAUUAAUUAAAAUAAUUAAAAAAAACAGUAUAAACAAUACUACAUUUUUUAGUUUUGAUAACACAUUUAUAAAUUUAAGAUGAAAUAGAUAGAUAAGGAAUAUAAUUAAUGGGAGCGAAAGAUACUUAAAUAGAUGAUGGACUUGUUUAUAAAAGUUAAAAUAAGAAAGGACCAUCAAUUUAAAUAAAUGGUGAAUGUCUUUCUUGUUCAGGAUAAUUAAUAUAAUUAUUAUAAUGUUUUAAAUUAGCAUGUUUAGCAUAUCAUCCAUCAGAUAUUCUUGUUGAUGGAAAAUCUUUUAAAAGAGAUUAAUUAUUAGAAAUGUGUACAACUUUAUUAAGAUAAGCUAAACAAGAAUUUCUAGAUUAAGAUUAUAAUAUUUAAUAAACUACAGCAACUAGAUAAAGAAGUUCAUCUAUUCCUAUUUCUCCUCGAAGACUUAAUUCUAAUUUUAAAUUUAAUAAAACAAGGAAAUUAGCUCCAAUGACAAACUUAUAAAAUUUUUGA
Paramecium sonneborni is the source of this 660-nucleotide messenger RNA. NCBI's taxonomy places the organism in Eukaryota, Ciliophora, Oligohymenophorea, Peniculida, Parameciidae. The record is from the annotation of a GenBank genome assembly.